This is a messenger RNA of Solea senegalensis (Senegalese sole), 3000 nucleotides long. RefSeq names its product zinc finger protein 665-like. The transcript is spliced from 7 exons. The record is from RefSeq and is a predicted model, not a curated record. Lineage: Eukaryota; Metazoa; Chordata; Actinopteri; Pleuronectiformes; Soleidae. Gene Ontology annotation, cellular component: nucleus. The coding region runs from base 107 to 2629 and encodes 840 amino acids.
UUGGCGCUUGAAGACCCGUAUGCAGUUAGCUUCCACGCUAACUGGAACUAUGAACUACAUGCCAGUAUAAUUGUUACCCUUUCCGCAGUUAUUCGAGUUUUUCAAGAUGAACGACAUGGAAUUCAGUGUGCCCCUGUCCUCACUGGCUCUCCUGGUCCCACCACUACGGCUGAUGUCGGCAGUGAUGUGGGAAGUUGUGCGCCAGCGGAACAUAAAGCACUAUGGGAAAUUGGAGGAGUUUGUGUCCAUGGUAACAGAUGCAGUCCCUGAACUAAUGAGUAAAAGAGAAGGGAGGCUACUUUCCCUGGGCCUGAGAGCAAGAACGACUCUUGAGCUGUUGCGUUCUGAACACCCUGAAGAUCUCAAGGCUGUUGAGUCACAUCUUAACCAAAUCCGAUCUUCUUGCAUUGAGGAGACAAAUGAUCCAAUAAUUGAAGCUCCAGAGGCAAACUUUAUGAAGCUGGUGCAAGGCCUCAUUGAAGAUACGGAUGGCAGAGAGCAUUUCCUCAAGAAUGUGUUUCCUGUGGAGUACGGUCCCGAUUUUGACACAGCACUGGAGACAUUGGUUUGUGAAUUCUUCACAAGACUCGAGGAGCUGCUACCAAUUCCAGAUUUCAAACAGACUGCCUCCUGGAUCAGUGCUGCCCCCUCUGUCUUAGAGGAGUACAUGCAGUGUGUGUCAAAUGGAGAUGACCUCAAGUUUCUUCUUCAGAGCAAACAGUGUCAUGGAAAACUGGCAAAGAGCAACAUUGCUCCAUUUCAGUCAGACGAUCUUCUUAUUCCCUCUCUGUCGCUUCCUCCAUCGCUCGAAGUAGCUAUUGCUUCCCACCCGAGUGGUUGUGAUGAUGAAAAUAAUGAUGUUCCUCAGAUUGUUAUGUUUGAUGAAGAAUUAUCAACAAACCCUUCCACGACAACGGACUUUCCUGAAUCCCCAAAAAGGACUGAAAUCACAUUGUCUCCUCACAGUAGACAGCAGUCAGGAAUACAUAAAUGCCCUCAGUGCAACAAAUGUUUCAAGCAUCAUUCUGUCCUCAUUGAACACCAGAGAGUUCACACCGGGCUGCAGCCUUUCAGCUGCUCUGAGUGUGGUAGAGCCUUCAGAACAGCCACUCUGCUGGCCGGUCACAGGCUACGCAAAUGCAAAAAUGCUGCAUAUCUUUGUAUUAAAUGCGGGAACAGUUUUCCAACCUCCUUGGACAAAUUCAGACACCACUGUCCAAAACGGGGGCGUACUUAUGAUUGUGGCCACUGUGGAAAGAAUUUUCAGAAGUCCAGCAGCCUCAAGGAGCACCUGCGAACUCAUGUCCAGAGCCGCCUCUUCAAGUGCAGUCAUUGUGGCGCAGGUUUUUCAGGAAUUGGUGAUCUGAAGUAUCAUCAGCAGGUAGAUCAUGAUAAGCCGUACCAGUGUAAGCAAUGUGGGAAAAGUUUCAUCUCCUCCAAGUGUCUAACCAAACAUCAACAGCGACAUCAAGAGGUUGGUGAAAUGGAACCGUCCAAAUUAAUAAGUGGAGGUAAACAUAGGAAAAGUGGCUCGGCUCAUCGGACUUCUUCAACAUCUUUUUCAUCUAGAAAGACUUCAUCCAAAGCUGUCUACCCUCGUGGACGAGUCAUCCAUAACUGUCCGCUGUGUGGAAGGAGCUUUAAGUAUCGCUUUGAAUUUCUUGAACACCAGAGGUUCCACACUGCAGUGAAGCCAUACAAAUGCUCUCAGUGUGGGAAAGCCUUUCGCACUGAGGUUCACCUGACGGGGCACAGGAGGAGAAAGUGUAAAAAUGCUGCCCACAUUUGCAACAAGUGUGGGUGUCAGUUCAGGUCUCUGCAGGAACGUGUCAGACACCAGUGUGUGCAGCUGCUAACAAAAUACGAGUGCUCUCAUUGUGGAAAAACCUUCAAGAUGGCUCACCUGCUCAGGAACCAUCAGAUGAAUGAGCAUCAGCUCCCCUACAGUCCCAACCACCGCUUCAGGUGUAGAUACUGUGAUGAGACUUUCCCAGGGAUCAGUGAGUUGAAGUACCAUCAGAGGGUGGAUCAUGAAAAACCCUUUCAGUGUCAGGAAUGUGGCAAAUGUUUCUUGUCUGAAAAAUGCCUAACCAAUCAUGAGCAGCGCCACAACGAUGACAGACCAGAAAGCUGCCUGGUGUGUGGCCGUGGCUUCAGGAACCGCUACGACUUGAAGCAACACAUGCGUACUCACACGGGAGAGCGACCUUAUCAGUGCACUCAUUGUUCACAGUGUUUCUCCACUGCAGGAGGACUGAGAAGCCACACCAGGGUUCACACAGGUGAGAAGCCUCACGUUUGCCCAGAUUGUGGGAAGGGCUUCUCCCAAAUAGGUGCUAUGCGCACUCACAGGCUCACUCACACAGGAGAAAGACCUUUCAAGUGCACAGUGUGCGGCAAAGGUUUCACAAUGGCACACAAGGUAACGGUUCAUAUGCGUGUACAUACAGGAGAGCGACCGUACGUGUGCUCUCAGUGUGGGAAAGCCUUUUCUGAUGGUAGUGUUCUGAAGCAGCACAUGCUGAACCACUCAGGAGUGAGGCCUUACCAUUGCCAGAUCUGUCCCAAGACCUACACCUGUCUGAACCACCUGAGGCGGCACCUAAAAAGUCAUUCUGACAUGAACUAAUCCAGACAUGAAGGCAACAUGAAGCACAAUCUCUCAUCUUACAAAUACACUGACCUUGACACUGCCUUUUAAAGCAAGUGGCUGCUGACCUCGCAAGGAAAAUGUGAAGGAAUAUCGAAUAAUGCUGUACGGUUACUGAAAAAGUUUGAUUUGCUCUUCAUUGUAAAAUAAGCAUAGUCAGAAUUUUGGCGUUCAUCAUGGGAAAUGUAACAAGUGUACAUCUGUGUAAAUAAGCUGAAAGACACAUACUGUGACAGUAAAAAUUAUGCUGUUCUCUUCAACAUGACAUGACUUUAUUCCUCUAGGCCUUUUGUAUUCCCACUGUGGUUUAUGAGGUUUUGAGAAUUUCCGAUUAAAUGACCUUGUUACAA